CUUCGGUUUUUUACCGUUUACGGGCCAUGGGGACGUCCCGACAUGGCCUUAUUCCUAUUUACCAAAGCCAUUAUAGAAAACCAGCCCAUUCAAGUCUUUAACCAUGGCCAGAUGCAACGGGACUUUACCUAUAUUGAUGACAUUAUUGAAGGCGUGGUUCGGGUCAAUGACCAUCCUCCCAAGGGCAAUCCGCUUUGGGACGGCAAAAAUCCAGACCCUAGCCAGUCCAAAGCCCCCUAUCAAAUUUAUAACAUUGGCAACAAUAGCCCCGUUUUGUUGAUGGAUUUUAUCGAAACUCUAGAAAAAAAGCUGGGCAAAGUGGCCAAAAAAGAAUUUUUACCCUUACAAGCAGGCGAUGUGCCUUCUACCGUGGCCAAUGUGGACGAUUUGGUGCGGGAUUUAAAUUACCAGCCCAAUACCAGCAUAGAAUAUGGCAUUGGACAAUUUGUCGAUUGCGGUGCCUCCCUUUUCAAAAAUCCUCACGGAUUUUUGAAAAGGGAGGCUGAAGGACUUUUGGGGCUUUGCCCCAAAAGCCUUUACGCUGUUUUCUUCGAUGCCGCAGACAUCGGAGAAAACAGCGUCGGCAUUAACUUUAAGGCAAUCUAA
Notodromas monacha is the source of this 606-nucleotide messenger RNA. NCBI's taxonomy places the organism in Eukaryota, Metazoa, Arthropoda, Ostracoda, Podocopida, Cyprididae. The record is from the annotation of a GenBank genome assembly.